This is a messenger RNA of Nerophis ophidion (straightnose pipefish), 2287 nucleotides long. Its product is annotated as ubiquitin-conjugating enzyme E2 R1-like. The coding region runs from base 263 to 979 and encodes 238 amino acids. Gene Ontology annotation, molecular function: ubiquitin conjugating enzyme activity. The transcript has 5 exons. The record is from RefSeq and is a predicted model, not a curated record. NCBI's taxonomy places the organism in Eukaryota, Metazoa, Chordata, Actinopteri, Syngnathiformes, Syngnathidae. Gene Ontology annotation, biological process: protein polyubiquitination; ubiquitin-dependent protein catabolic process.
CCUGUUUUCAGGCAGAAAAAAGGACUUAUUCAACAACAUUCUUCACACUUUGCUGCAUCGCCAACAUGUUUUGUUUAGUUUACGACAGCGACAGAGUGGCCGCGAUAUAACUGAUCCCGAUUUUUGUCGUGUUUGGCCUGUUUUCACCGUCAGUGUUGUUCGACGAGUGCGUGGAAUUUAGCGGCGCUGCUAUAUAUAUUAAAACCCAACAACAAAGCCAGCUGUCGAUUUAAAGCCACCCUCCGGGAGCCAAGUGGCGAGUAUGGCGCAGCACGAUUGCUCUCAUGUCGCCAGUUCUCAGAAGGCUCUCAUGCUGGAAAUGAAAAGUCUUCAGGAAGAACCCGUCGAGGGCUUUAAAAUAACACUGGUGGACGAGGCUGAUAUGUACAACUGGGAAGUGGCCAUUUUUGGACCCCCCAACACUCACUACGAGGGCGGCUAUUUUAAGGCUCGGAUCAAGUUCCCUAUGGACUAUCCUUAUUCCCCGCCGUCCUUCAGGUUCCUCACCAAGAUGUGGCAUCCCAACAUAUAUGAGAAUGGAGACGUGUGCAUUUCCAUAUUGCACCCUCCAGUGGACGACCCGCAAAGUGGAGAACUACCAUCAGAAAGAUGGAAUCCCACCCAGAAUGUCCGAACUAUUUUGCUGAGCGUAAUCUCGCUGCUGAACGAGCCAAACACCUUCUCUCCUGCCAACGUGGACGCCUCCGUCAUGUACCGAAAAUGGAGGGACAGCAAGGGCAAAGACCGUGAAUACGUGGAGAUCAUCAGAAAACAAGUGGUGGCCACCAAAGCCGAGGCCGAGCGCGACGGCGUGAAGGUGCCCACCACGCUGGCUGAGUACUGCGUCCGCACACGCGCCCCGCCUCCCGACGAGGGCUCCGACCUCUUCUAUGACUAUUAUUACGAUGACGACGAUGUGGAGGACGGCGACGGCGACUGCUGCUACGACGAAGACGACUCGGGCAACGAGGAGUCAUGACGUGCCUUCUUUUUUUUUUUUUUUCUUUCCUCCCCCCCUCAGCUCGACCAAUCUUUGCUGACACGCGCGAUGUCCCCCUUUUUUUGCCGCCCGGGUCAUCGGAAAGGGUCGGCGGUCGGCAAGUGAGAAAUAUUAAGACGGCUCCCGUUCGUAAACCAAUGAAAAUGAGCUCAUUUGACCUUAGCUUGUGCGCUCUUUAAGUCUAAAUUGAUGGGCUGCCGAUGUGGGUUUUGCACCAGCGGAGGAAAAUGUCACAUGUCCAGUUUUCAUUUUCUCCUGGAACCAGAGGGACUAACUUCCUGUCACGUGUAAUGUCAAAGGUGGCGUGGGGUUGAUGCCACUUUGCACUGAUGCAAACCCUUACAAACUUAUUUCUUCCAUUGUAACUUCCCUUUCCCGGUUGUGGGUUUUGCUUGCCAGUAUUCAGUCUCAGCGACUUCCUGGUGAAGUGGACUAACACAAUACACGGAUCGGGACUUUCCCCAGGCGUCAUAGUCUGCAUGCCAGGACACCUCCAAUUGUUUUGUUUUUUUUUCUUUCUUCUGUUUCGAAGCUCGUACAAAAAGAGAAGCGAACGCUCAUAAGUGGCUGGGUCAAUUUGUAUUAUCCUGAAAGUAUUGCUGUGUUACUGCUGGGUGUUUUCUUGUCAUUUUAAUCGUGGAAUUAAUAUUUACAUUUGUCAGCACAUUAAGAAUGUGUCGGGAUAAUUCAUCUGGGAGGAGGGUGUAGUGUUUGCUGAUCACGGUAGUUUUUACUCAGGUUAAAAGCCUGACUAAACUUCUUUUUUUUUUUUUAAGCCCCUGAAAAGUAUUUUUGUCUUUCCAUUUCUGCUUCCUGCAAGCAAUAUUAGUCUAUUUUUCUUGUGGUUAGACUCAAUGCCUGCAGACUUGCUUGAGAAUGUUUUUUUUUUUUUUAGGUUUGGCAUCUUUAACAGCUUGUGUAGAAAAGAUGUCCGAGCAAUGAUGUUGCAGUGUCGGUCAGAAUUAUAAUGGAAGUCUGGACGUGGAAAAAUAACAAUGCCACUAUAUUUUUAUUUUACUGUUCGUGUUGUUGCUAGGCUUACGUAUUAUGAUAUAUUUUUAGUGUUUUUUUUUUUGCGUCUUAUUUUUCAUCGCCAUCAUUGAUUUAUUCAUUCUGCUCAAUUGGAUUUCACACUGAAUUUCUCAGGAUUAUUCAAUUGCAUUCGACUUAGUGGAUCUUUCUCAGAGUUUCCCCGACUGAUGCACAUGUAGCUGUAUGGAUGGUGAUCACCUGUUUAUUUUUUUUGGGCUAUUUAAAAAUGGGGAAUAAAGAUUUAUUGGAACAAAA